This is a messenger RNA of Phoenix dactylifera (date palm), 912 nucleotides long. Lineage: Eukaryota; Viridiplantae; Streptophyta; Magnoliopsida; Arecales; Arecaceae. The record is from RefSeq and is a predicted model, not a curated record.
AUGGUCGCCGGUUUCCGCCGCUCUUUGUCCCUCCCGGGGCCAAAUCCUAGCAGCCCCGGCCGCAAAGGCCGGGCGCUGCCGGAGAAGGCCUACCACGUCCGGUCCACCAGUCUCCCGUGCCGCUCCCACCCUGCCGUCGCCUCGCUUGAGGACGAGAUCCGCGCACUCCGGUCCUGGCAGUCCCGCCCGGAGCCGGAGUCCGGAUCGGCGGACUGGAUCUGCGCCGGCCUCGCCCGGAUCGAGCUCCUCCACGCCUCCCUCGACGACCUCCUCCAGCUCCCCCAGGCCCAGGACACCCUUCGCCGCCGCUCCUCCGCCCCCUGGACCGACCGCCUCCUCGACGACUUCCUCCGCUUCGCCGACGCCUACGGCUCCUUCCGAUCCGUCCUCAUCUCCCUCAAAGAAACCCAGUCCGAGCUCCAGACCGCCAUCCGGCGGCGCGACGAGGCCCGGGUCGCGUCCUCCGUCCGGUACCAGAAAAGAAUCCAGAAAGAUCUCGCCAAGCUCGCCGUUUCCAUUCGAGAAGCAUCCAGAUCGCCGACCUCCGCGCUGGCGGCGGAUGCGGCGGAGGCGGAGAUGGCGGGGAUCAUGAGGGAGGCGACGGCGGCCACGGCGAUGGCUUCGGCGGCGGUUUUCUUGGCGAUCGGGGCUGUUUCCUCCGCCGCGUCGGCGGCGGCGGCAUCUACGUCGAGGGCGUCUUCUUGGGUGGUGGGGCCGCUGAGGAAGCUAUCGAUGCGGCGGUCGUCUCCGUUGAAGAAGAGGGAUUGGGAGGAGUGGGAGAGUGAGGCGUUGGAGAGGUUGGAGGCGUUGGAGGAGUGCGUCGAAUCGUUGGAGAGCAAGACCGAGAGGGUGUUUAGGAGUCUCGUGAACACCAGAGUCUCGCUUCUUAACAUCCUUACUCCCUCCUUGUAG